Messenger RNA from Camarhynchus parvulus, 2948 nucleotides. RefSeq names its product NOP2/Sun RNA methyltransferase family member 7 (gene NSUN7). NCBI's taxonomy places the organism in Eukaryota, Metazoa, Chordata, Aves, Passeriformes, Thraupidae. The record is from RefSeq and is a predicted model, not a curated record. Gene Ontology annotation, molecular function: methyltransferase activity.
AUGCCAGAUUCUGAAAGUAAUUUGGUGUCUUCACAUGUGGAUGUUAUAAAUGGUACUUCAGUCUUGAGUGAAACGAAAAUUUUGGAUGAAAAGGGAUCUGUUGAAAAAAGAACAGUGACUCAGAUUGGGAAGGAUGGCUAUCCUGACUCCAUAUACAUAAAUGCUGCUAAGAUUUUUCAAGGCCUUCGUACGGAAAAGAGUUCGGGUAAAAUCCUGCUGCGGUAUGGAGAUGCCUCAGAGUCUCCCACAGUGGCUUUUAAAGAUGAGCAGUCCAGGCGUGUGUCCUAUGAACUGGCUUUCAAAGCUCUAAAAUAUCAAGAUCUUCUUGAAGAAAUGUUGGUAGAUAGUAAGGUUUACCCAUGCUACUCAAUACCAGAUGAGCUAACCAGCUUGCUUGUUGUGAUGCUUUAUGACCUACAAGACCGAAAAUUUCAAAACCGAAAGAUUUUUGCUGAAGAGGAACUUGUAGCAGAAGUUCAGGAAAUAGGGGAUUAUUUAUACAGCUAUGAGACCAAACUGGCAGCUGCGCUAGUACGAUGUCGCAUCAAACAUGAUGCUCUUUCAAUUGAAUACUUUGUACCAGAAACCAUAUCAAAGCAGGAACAAAGGACUUCUGCUCUACCUAUCUAUUUUUGGAUAAACACAUUUAAAAUCAGCCUUGAAGAUGUUAUCAGAGAUUUGGAGAUGAAGGGGUUCACAAAGGUUGAAUCUGUGUCAGACUUUGACCAUUACACGUAUGCUGUGGACCAACAUUGCCAAGAUGUAUUGGUUUUUCCUUCCUCUCUUAAAGAAGAACUGCUUAAUUUAGAUGUUUUUGCAGAUUGCAAACUCUUACUGCAGGAUAAGUCUCGCAGCCUCGCUGUGCACUCCGCACGCGCGCUGUUGAGCGAAGGUGCUGACGUUAUAAUGGCUCACGUGGGUUCCCACCUGACCAUUGCCCAUAUGUCAGUGCUGACAAAUGACAGCAGCUCCAGCAUUUUUGUUUGUGGUGUGAAAUCUUUGGCAAAAGAAGAAGAACUGAUGAACAAUUUCAGUCACAUGGGAUGUACAAAUAUUUGGUUGUUACAUGAAGACUUUACUGAGCUUCGGCCAACAGACCCAAGACUUGAAAAGGCAAAAGUUAUUUUGCUGAUACCACAAUGCUCAGAGCUGGGUGCUGGCAAUCCAAUGGAGCUUAUUUUAAGUGAGCACAGAGAUGCAGAAUUGCUACGAGACCUUUUCCAGGGAUUUGUGUCUGAGGAUAAACUCAGGAUUCUUGCUGAGAGGCAGCUUAAUGAGUUGCUUCAUGCACUGAAAUUUAACAAAGUACAAGCUAUUGUUUACUGCACUUGCUCAGUUUACCCAGAAGAAAAUGAACUUGUAGUGAAAAAAGCACUGGAAUCUGGAGUGGAGGGAGAUAAAGUACGACCAUAUAGGCUUAUUCCUUCUAUUUUUUCUACUUGCUCUGAUUCAGAGUCUUCCACUGAAAUGUUUUUCAAAAUGGAGCCAUCAGAAAUUUCCAGUGGUUGUUUCCUAGCUGUUCUAGAGAGAGAGAAAAAGGCAUCUGCUAAAGACAUUUUGGCUUCUGCUGCAGCAAAAGCUCUACUAGAUGGCAUUGUUGAAGAAAAACCAAAAGAAGAGGUGAAAAAGCCGAAAGUAAAACAACGUAGGCAUAAGGCUGCUGCUGGUGACCGCAAGCCAAAAGCUGCAAAGCUCCUUCCCCGCCAAGCUGCAGCUAAUGUUAAGGCUGAAGCUCCUGUGUCUAAAGCAGCCCAUAAGAUACAAGAAACGCAUGUGUGCCCCAUAUGCCCAAAAAGCCCAACCAGUAAGAUACAAGAAAAACAUGCAUGCCCCACAAAAGCAAAGACUGGGCAAGGGAAAAAAGCAGCCAGUGACACACCACAGAAACUGCAAGGGAAAAAAGCAGCCAGUAACAUACAACAAAAGAAUGUGUGCCAAACAAAAGCAGCCAGUAACAUACAGCAAAAGAACAUGCCCCAAACAGACAGCUGUGUUGAGCUGAAGAAAUCUGUGAACCUUGACUGACACACAGCACCACUGAAAGUGCAGAAGCCAACAUCUCAUCUGUCACCUCUGGGCAAGGUGUAUGAGAGACAGACACCUGCUCAAAAGGCAUGCACAGAACAGAACAGGGGUGUACUGAAGCCACCAACAAUCACUUUGCCUUCACUGAUAACACCCUUUGAAAGGUUGUAAUGAAACAAACCCACGGUAUCAGCGUUGCUUUCAUAGCCACACUGGAGCACAGGGUAGAAGUGGUUGGAUAUUUCCACCACCCUGGUCAAAAAUGGUCAAGCCAACUUGGCUGUAUGAACCUUCAGACUCUGCCCUCCCUUUGUAAAGAAGGUAGAGGUUCCUGUAUAUUAAUCAAUAGUCUUAAAUUACAGUAUAUACUUAUGCAAGGAUAAUCUGGCCUUGGGAAAGAUAUAUUAUGGGCUAUGUAUAUAGAAAUAUCCAUGUUAGAUAGUAACUUCUCAUCCAGUAAUCACACUUUAAGUGAAUGGAGCUCAGCUGCCUAAGGGUGAUAGAUUGUUGGGGGAAGUGAGGUCAAAAACCUGUAGCCUCUUGCUAUACAGUCUGAAGUAAGAAGUUAAAUUGUAUACCCAACUCCUCACUGUGUCUAAACCUGUACAGGUAAUCAGUUUCAAACCGAUGUUUUAAAAGUGAGACUGAAUUUUUUAAAGUGGCUUUUCUUUACAAGUGCUAGAUACCAGUUUUGUGACUUUCCAUUUAAGACAGAUGCAUGGAAAAUAAGCCUUGUAUUUCUAAAACUAGAUGUGAACUUUUGUACAGGAAACUGGCCAAGUACAUUAAAUCCCAUGCAUAGGCUUUCUGGUGUGUGUUCUCUUGAUUUCUUCUUAAGUGUACAUUGAAAUACUAACAGUGAAAAAUAGAUCAAAUAUUCUCAUGCUAAAAACACUGAAUCGUCAUCAUAAUGUCACAUCAGA